GUGAGGAGAGGAGGGUGGUGGGAAGCCAGGAGGAAAACAUUAGCCCUCGUUACUUCACGCAGUUGGGAGAUUUUCUUUUACUAUUCCCGGGACCGCUACCGACGCGCUGCUCAGCCGGGACGCACCGCAAGAAGUCAGGACGCACGAGCGGUAUGAUGGAUACAUAGCAGAGGGAGGAAAAGGAAGUCAAGAUGUCGUUCUUUGGCCUGGACUGUGUCAGGAAAAAAGAGAGAGAGCUGGAGAGGAGACUCCGUGCUAACGACCGAGAGUACAACCUUUCUUUUAAAUAUGCUACGAACGCCAUCAAGACCUCCAAGUACAACUUCUUCACCUUUCUACCCCUCAACCUGUUUGAGCAGUUCCAGAGGAUUGCUAACGCCUACUUCCUGUUUCUGCUGGUGCUCCAGGCAAUUCCUCAGAUCUCAUCUCUGUCCUGGUUCACCACCGUCGUGCCUCUUCUCCUAGUGCUGACAGUCACUGCUGCAAAAGAUGCCACUGACGACAUUAAUCGCCACAGGAGUGACAAUCAAGUCAACAACCGAAAAGUCCAAGUCCUCAUUGAUAGAAAGCUACGGAGCGAGAAAUGGAUGGAAGUCCAAGUGGGAGACAUCAUCAAGUUGGAAAACAACCAGUUUGUCACAGCUGACCUCCUCUUGCUCUCCAGCAGUGAACCACUGAACCUGGUGUACAUCGAGACAGCAGAGCUGGAUGGAGAGACUAACCUGAAGGUGAGACAGGCCCUGCCGGUGACGGGAGACUUGGGAGAUGAUAUCGAAAAACUGGCAGACUUCAACGGCGAGGUACGCUGCGAACCCCCCAACAACCGCCUCGACCGCUUCACAGGAACGCUAACCUUCGCCGGUCAGAAAUAUUCGCUGGACAAUGAGAAGAUCCUGCUGCGAGGCUGCACCCUGAGGAACACUGAGUGGUGCUUUGGACUAGUACUGUUUGGAGGUCCAGAGACAAAGCUGAUGCAGAACUGUGGGAAGACCACAUUCAAGAGGACCAGUGUAGACCGCCUGAUGAAUGUCCUAGUCCUCUGUAUUUUUGGUUUCCUGGCCUUCAUGUGCACCAUCCUGGCCAUAGGAAACUGCUUCUGGGAGCUGAACGAGGGCUCAGAGUUCACAGUCUUCCUGCCGAGGCAAGACGACAACGAUGCUGGCUUCUCUGCCUUUCUCACUUUCUGGUCCUACGUCAUUAUCCUCAACACCGUGGUGCCCAUCUCUCUCUAUGUUAGCGUGGAGAUCAUUCGGUUGGGGAACAGCUUCUACAUCGACUGGGACAGGAAGAUGUACCACGCUCGCAGCGACACUCCUGCCGAGGCUCGUACCACCACGCUGAAUGAAGAGCUUGGCCAAAUCAAGUACAUCUUCAGUGACAAAACGGGGACACUCACCCAGAAUAUCAUGACCUUCAACAAGUGCUCCAUCAACGGCAAAUUGUACGGGGAUGUGUACGACUACACAGGCCAAAGAGUAGAAAUUACUGAGAAUACAGAGACGGUAGAUUUCUCCUUCAACCCGCUGGCCGACCAUCGCUUCGCAUUCCACGACCACGCCCUGGUGGAGGCGGUGAAGCUGGAGAACCCCGAGGUCCACGCCUUCUUCAGACUGCUGGCCCUCUGCCACACCGUCAUGGCCGAGGAGAAGAAAGAAGGUGAACUUUUCUACCAGGCCCAGUCUCCAGAUGAGGGAGCAUUGGUAACAGCAGCCAGAAACUUUGGAUUUGUCUUCCGCUCGCGUACGCCGGACAGCGUUUCCAUCAUGGAAAUGGGACAGCCACACAGCUACGAACUGUUGGCCAUCCUGGAUUUCAACAAUGUCCGCAAGAGGAUGUCCGUCAUAGUUCGGAGUCCAGAGGGAAAGCUAUGUCUCUACUGUAAAGGAGCAGACACCAUCAUCUAUGAGAGGCUGCAUCAGUCCUGCAGCAAGCUGAUGGACGUCACCACUGAGCACCUUAACGAGUUUGCAGGAGAGGGCCUGCGGACACUGGUCCUAGCCUAUAAGGAUCUGGAUGAGGAGUAUUUCAGUCAGUGGAAACAGAGGCACCAUGAGGCCAGCACUGCACUGGAUGACCGGGAGGACAAACUAGAACAACUGUACGAGGAGAUUGAGAAAGAUCUACUGUUGCUAGGGGCAACAGCCAUAGAAGACAAGUUACAGGACGGAGUACCUCAGACUAUUGAGCAGCUGUCCAAAGCCGACAUCAAAAUCUGGGUUUUAACAGGUGACAAGCAAGAAACUGCAGAAAACAUCGGUUACUCAUGUAACUUACUGCGGGAGGAGAUGAAUGAGGUCUUCGUCAUCUCGGGCAACUCACCUGAAGACGUCAGACAGGAACUGAGAAAUGCACGAACCUCCAUGAAACCAGAUGCACUAGAGGAUCUAGCGUUUCUGCAAGAGAGGACUCGGGGUAAAGGUGUGAAAGUGGUCAGAGACGAGGUGGUAAAUGGAGAGUACGGCCUGGUUAUCAACGGACACAGCCUGGCAUACGCCCUGGAGUGCAGCAUGGAGCUGGAGUUCCUGAGGACGGCGUGUAUGUGCAAGGCGGUGAUCUGCUGCAGAGUCACCCCCCUGCAGAAGGCUCAGGUGGUGGAGUUGGUCAAGAAGUACAAGCAGGCAGUCACACUGGCCAUAGGAGAUGGAGCCAAUGACGUCAGCAUGAUUAAAGUGGCCCACAUAGGUGUGGGCAUCUCAGGUCAGGAGGGCAUGCAAGCAGUGCUGUCCAGCGACUACUCCUUCGCCCAGUUCCGCUUUCUGGAGCGCCUCCUGCUGGUGCACGGCCGCUGGUCCUACCUUCGCAUGUGCAAGUUCCUGCGCUACUUCUUCUACAAGAACUUCACCUUUACCUUUGUCCACUUCUGGUACGCCUUCUUCUGCGGCUUCUCCGCCCAGACGGUGUAUGACGAGUGGUUCAUAACACUCUACAAUCUGGUGUAUACAGCAUUACCUGUGCUGGGAAUGAGUCUGUUUGAUCAGGAUGUGAACGACAAGUGGAGUUUCCAGCACCCUCAGCUCUACAUCCCGGGUCAACUCAACCAGUACUUCAGUAAGAGGGCCUUCUUCAAGUGUGCCCUCCACAGCGGUUACAGCUCCUUGGUGCUCUUCUUCAUCCCCUACGCUGCCAUGUAUGACACAGUGAGGGACGACGGGAAGGAUGCCGCCGACUACCAGUCCUUCGCCCUCCUCACCCAGACCUGCCUGCUUUUCGCAGUCAGCAUGCAGUUGGGGUUGGAGAUGUCCUACUGGACGGCGGUUAACACGUUCUUCGUUUUGGGGAGCCUGGUCAUGUACUUUGCUGUCACCUUCACCAUGUACAGUAACGGCAUGUUUCUCAUGUUUCCGUCAGCUUUCCCUUUCAUAGGCACAGCGCGGAACUCUCUGAACCAGCCGAAUGUUUGGCUCACGAUCUUCCUCUCGUCCUUCCUGUGUGUCCUUCCUGUGGUCACCUAUCGCUUCCUGUUGAUUCAGCUCUAUCCCACCAUCAACGACAAGGUGAUGUUUAAGGUGAGACAGGCCAAAGCAAAAAUUCCGCCUCCAUCCCGGCCCCUCCGCAUCCGCCGCACCAGCACCCGAAGAUCAGGUUACGCGUUUUCGCACGCGCAGGGCUACGGGGACCUGGUAACAUCAGGCCGAUUCCUGCGGCGUCCCGCUGUGUCACGUUCUUCAGGUUUCACGGGUCGCACCACCACAGGCUUCAGUCCUAUGGGACGAUCAGCUGGAUACAGCCCGACGGGACGCCCCCAGAAUGUCAAGGUGCAGGAUGUGGUGGUGACCUCGCUGCAGAUGUACAGAACUAUCAAAGAUCCUGCCCUCUGACAAACAGCAGGUUAAUUUAGGACAGCGUCAGGAGGACUAGUGGAGAAGAUCUGGGAGCAGGAAUGACAUACCAACUGGAGAGCUAAGAGUCACUGGACUCAAAGGUGUUUAAAGCUCCCAUUUGUAUGUCUUUGCUCAGACUUUCCAGAGAAUUUCCUGUCAAAGAUUUUUCAUGGUCAGUUUCUUACACAUACAUGACUUUUCCUCCAAGCAUUCUUUACCAAAGGGAACUACCACAUAAUGUGUAGCCCCUUCUGGUGUGUGUAUGGAUUACUCUCCAUAAUCAUGAAUGUUAAUGUAAAACAUGUAAAACAUGACAGAUGGGCAAAGAAAAUGAAAUCUUCCUAACCCCAGAAACAGUGACAGGGUCAGUCGUUUUCAGAUAUAAAGGGAAACACGUUCGUGUCAAGAGGAGGACAGAGUGUCAUCAUGUUUACAGACGGCCCAGACUUUCUUCACGCUGGGGGUCAAGAUGCACAGCAGGAACAUGUACAGAGGAUAUAACCAGCAAAGCCAUGUUCCAGAAAAAAUAUUUUAGUUUUGUACCUUUAGUGUCUUUUUAAAACAUUGUAUUUUCCUAUCUUGAAAGCUGUAUAAGCAGUUAGCACUUUGGCAGUGUCAUGUAGCCGUGAGAAAUAAUCAAGUAUGAAAGAAUUAUAAAUGUGUCGUCAGUAAACUGCUCUCACAAAAUAUUCUUCUUCUCAAUGGCACUUAAAAGACGGGGUUAUUCAAAUUACAAUCUUCAGUACCACUGUUUAAUUAGACAUGUUUAACACUUCAAGGGUUUAUAAAUUGUAGUAAUGGUAAUAGGUUUUUUAUAUGUAUUACAGAAAUAAAAUUAUGAGGGGGGGGGGCAUUUUGGACUGCCAGGUUGUGAAAGCUCCCUUUUGUGGAUGUAUAUCCUCUUCUAGCAAAACUUUGCUCUGUCUUUUUUGAUAGCUCUUCAUUGCGUAUUGACAAGUUAUUAUAAUCUAUAUAAACCUAUAAUCCUUUAUUCAUUACAGCAGACUUGAUGGCUUCUUAGAAAGUGAGUUUUUGUUUUUCACACCAGGCUUACAGAUAUAAUUAACAGUAAUUAAUAAAAGAUGUCGUGCAUUACAUUAAUCCAUCACGUAGGCAAUUAAAUAACCUGUUCUUAACUGCACUGCUACUAAUAAUAUUAAAACUAUUUAUUAUAAGAACUGCAAGUGACCAGCAUGUCUAAAGGGUUAGUUUUCCUGUAUGAUAAAUUAAAGUUCUAGGAGCAAGUUAUGCUGGAGGAGGAUAUACAUUAUCUAUCUAUACUCAUUGAAUGGAUCCUAAUUGGGUGCACUGGGUGGAAGGUGGGGUGCACCCUGGACAGGUUGUCAGUCUAUCACAGGGCUGACACUUAUCUUAUACACAGAUGACUGUUCAUACAUAUAGGCAAUGUAGUCGCCAGUUAACCCGACCUGCAUGUCUUUGGACUUUGGAAAGAAACCAGACAAAGGAAUUUCUCACAACCUGGCAAAUCCAAAAGUUUAUCUUUCUAUUGGCUUAUUUCUGAUCUGUCUAUUAAUUGACAUUGAUUGAGUCAUAAGUAAUGAAUAAUAAACAUUUUAUAAAGUAUGCCUUUUCACAGAGUAGUACCAAAUCUUCUACAGUGCAGCUUUAUAGAAUCAAGAAACGUUUAAAAUGUGUUAAGGUCUAGGGUUUACAUUUUCUAAUUAUCACAACUGAGAGUCUAAAGGCCCCGUUCAAGCCUCCUGUAUUAAACUGUACGUGCAUGUAUUCAGAUCAUGUCCAGAUCCAGUUCAGAUUUAUUGUAUUUCAAUACGGGAACCAGACAAAGACUGUCAAACUGUCCUAAGGGACCACUUCAGACCAGAUUUAGCAUCCCCGCUGAUGUUUGAUUUUGUCUGUGAUUACUGGGAAACCAACAAAAGAGAAAAAGCGAGGUGAACUGUGCUAGCUUGGUAGUGACUAAUCUUGAAUCCAAGUUGUUGGGCACAGGAUAAUCAACCAUAUCUACCCGUGUCUGGGAGAUUCAUCGUACUGUACACACGCUACAAAACUGACUGGAAGAUCCUUUACUGCUGUGUGUCACAUUGUCCCUGAACAGCUUUUAUCGUGGCUUGAGCGAUCUGAUCGCCGUUCAUCCUCUUUAGUUCUGUUUUUGGUGCAUUUGCACUUGCUUUCAGAGCUGACCACUUGUGAUUAAAUCACACAGGACACAUUUUAGUGCCUCCUAUGAACAGGGCCUAAAAACACUGCUUAGACAAUUUUUAUGGACUCUUAAUUGCCUUGAUUAAAUCAUAAUGAUUCAUACCUUAUUUUAUAUCAGUUAAUCAGAUAUUACAUCACACCAAGCUUAGUAAAAAUUUCAUGUAUUUGCUCUCUCAACAGGCUUGUUAGUGUAUAUCUGACAGCUUGAUGGUAAGCAGUAUUUCUAAUCAAGAAUGUAAAAUGCUUUAUAUGUUAGCUGUUACCUGACUUGCCUUUGACAUCUUUCUGUGUGACUGUUGUAUCAGCUUUCUGAAAAUAUGAUUUUUAAAAACACAGAAGUCGCCUUAAUGUUAAAAGAGAAGGAAAUCUGUACAAUUUCUAACCUAGUUAAGGACUAGCAUUGUUUUUUUAGGUUAUGAAACAUACACAACGUGUUCUUUUAUACAUUAUAAAAUUUCAUGUCAGUUGAUCCUGUAUGGUUUCUGCAGGUCUGGGAUCAGUCUUUAAUUUAUUAUUUGGUGUGUGAAAGUUUUAAGGUUUUAUUCAAUUGUCAGUUUUUCAUCGACAGCUGACUUUAAACCAGUAAGAAGGGUGACGGAUGGUUUGACUUCAUUAUGUUUAGAUCUGAACAUCUGUUACAACAACGUUAUUCAGACAGUUGUUACCCAGAAUUGAAUGUACCGAGUGUCGAUGUUGAACCAAAGAUUUUUGAUGAUUUAGUGUGUCGUAGUUUACUCUGUAGUAAAACUGUUGAAACAGAAUCUGAUGCUGGAUAUUUUGUGGUGAAGCUGCUUUACACCACUGACAACACAAAGACACAUUUACUGUUUACUGUGAUGUGUUCUGUAUAGAAAUAAAAUGCUCAAAUAUGUCAGAAGAAACAUUCACUACAUGCUCAACUGUAAGUGGCCCCGUUACAGUUUAUUUUCUAAAUCUGUAUCAUCCAUGGCUGUAUUUAAAGUUUAAUAUUCCUUUUCCAGAACAAAAUGCAGCCAUAACGAUAACUUUUGAUAUGUAUCAAUAUAUUGUUCUCAUUAUAUCUCCAGCCCUGAAGACAUAAGGGAUUUAGCAAACUUCUUGAUGACCAAUUGUUAAACAUGACAAAAAAAAAUCUAGGGAUUUUUAGCACUGCUCACUCUGAUAACCAUUUUGUAUAAUUUUCUACUUUACAAAGUUUUUACUGCAAUAAAAAGAUAUAAACGAUGAA
This is a messenger RNA of Thunnus maccoyii (southern bluefin tuna), 7209 nucleotides long. RefSeq names its product phospholipid-transporting ATPase ID-like. The coding region runs from base 192 to 3818 and encodes 1208 amino acids. Lineage: Eukaryota; Metazoa; Chordata; Actinopteri; Scombriformes; Scombridae. The transcript is spliced from 28 exons. Gene Ontology annotation, biological process: Golgi organization; phospholipid translocation. Gene Ontology annotation, molecular function: ATP binding; ATPase-coupled intramembrane lipid carrier activity; magnesium ion binding. Gene Ontology annotation, cellular component: plasma membrane. The record is from RefSeq and is a predicted model, not a curated record.